CCAGUCAGCACACCCAAGCAAAGCUACUACCCCCUCCCUCCCUCGCUUAUCUUGUUGAACCAGUUUGUAGAGAGAGGGUGAAGGAGGACCACGCCAGCCACUAUUUAGAGAGAGAGAGAGAGAGAGAGAGAGAGAGGCACGGAGUUUGUAGGGAGAAUCAGAUCGACGCGGGGUCGAAGCUGGCAUUUCGGAUCCCCAAUUCAUCCGGAUCUAUCAGGAUCAGUCACCACAAGGAAACUAGGAGGAGAGAGACGUUCCAUAUUCGUAGGAUCCUCCCCUUGUUGCCGUUGCUGUCCAUCCACGAGUACGAACUAUAUCAUUCGCCUAGUUGAUUGAUGCGUGGGAGGCAAUGGCGGCGGCGUCAUCUCCUUCCUCCGCUCCGGCCAAGAAACAGAAGAAGUGGCUCCGCGGAAACAACAAGCUGAUUCAUAGGUACCUCGGCGAGGCGCGGGCGGCUCUCGCUGCGGCGGCGCAGGACACCGAGGAUGGGGACGACGCGGCGGCGGCGGCGCUCGGCUUGGUGAGCCUUGCUCUGGAGAUGUCGCCGCGGGCGGAGGCGGCGCUGGAGCUCCGAGCGCGCGCGCUUCUCACGCUCAGGCGCUACCGCGACGUCGCCGACAUGCUCCGCGACUACAUACCCAGCUGUGGCAAGUCCUGCUCGGGCGACGACGCCACAACCUCCUCCUCCUCCUCCUCCUGCUCAUCCGGCUCAUCCGGCUCCGGCGACCUCGCCGCCGCCUCCAGGGUGGAGCUCCUGUCCCCGGACCGCGACCGCUCCGACGCAGGCGCUGGCGCCGCUCGCUUCCUGUGCUUCGAUGUAUCCGAGCUGAAGCGCCGCCUCGUAGCCGGCUUCUCCAGGAACUCCAACACCGAAGCCCAAUGGAGGUACUUGGUCUUGGGGCAGGCCUGCUUCCACCUCGGAUUAAUGGAGGACGCGGUGGUGCUUCUCCAAACCGGCCGCCGCCUCGCCUCGGCGGCGUUCCGCCGCGAGAGCGUGUGCUGGUCGGAGGACAGCUUCUCGCCGUCCAACACGACGUCUGACGUUGUGUCCGUGACCGGCAACAGAAGAACGUCCAAGUCCGGCUCCGCGUCAGUGGCGCCGGCAAGCGAGGCGGAGUCCGUGUCGCAGCUGCUUGCGCACGUGAAGCUCCUUCUCCGUCGUCGCGCGGCGGCGGUGGCGGCGCUCGACGCCGGGCUCCCUGCAGAGGCCGUGCGCCAUUUCAACAAGGUUCUGGACACGCGCCGCAGCGUGCUGCCGCACCCCUUCGCCACAGCCUGUCUCGUCGGCCGCGCCUCCGCGUUCCGAUCGGCGGGGCGCCCGGCAGACGCCAUCGCUGACUGCAACCGCGCGCUGGCGCUUGACCCGGCCUUCAUCCCGGCGCUGCGCGCGCGCGCCGACUUGUUGGAGUCAGUCGGGGCGCUCCCUGACUGCCUCCGGGACCUUGACCACCUCAAGCUCCUCUACGACGCCGCGCUCCGCGACGGCAAGCUGCCUGGGCCGAGCUGGCGGCCGCAGGGCGGCAUCCGGUUUGGGGAGAUCGCCGGAGCGCACCGCACGCUCACCGCCCGCAUCCAGCAGCUCCGCGGCCGCGUCGCCGCCGGCGAGGGGUGCAGCGUUGACUACUACGCGCUUCUCGGCGUGGCGCGUGGCUGCACGCGCUCGGAGCUUGAGCGCGCGCACCUCCUGCUGACGCUGAAGCUCAAGCCGGACCGUUCCGUGUCGUUCGCGGAGCGGGUGGAGCUGGUGGACGAGCACCGCGACCUUGAGGCCGUGCGCGACCAGGCGCGCAUGUCGGCGCUGUUCCUGUACCGGAUGCUGCAGAAGGGGUAUUCGUUCAUCAUGUCGGCGGUGCUGGACGAGGAGGCGGCGGCGAGGCAGAGGGCCAAGGACGCCGCCGCCUUGGCAGCGUCAGUGCCGAAACAAGAAGAUGAAGCAGCCAAGGCGGAAGCGACGGCGCCUGUAAUUCCGAUGCCCAGGACCGUGGUGACCGCGGCGGCAACUGCAGCGACACCAAUGAGCAUGAGCCCACGGUUGUUCUGCCGCGACAUGGCGGUGGUGGGUUCCCUGCUGUCCCGAGGCGGCUUCGACCGGGCGAUUCCGGUGAAGUGCGAGGCCAUGAGCUGCUAGGAUUGGUUGGUUGGCGGGAAAAGAUGCGGAGAGGGGAGAAUUCGAAGCAGUACUAGCAUUGUACAGUUUGGGAGGGAAAAUAACGGAUGAGCCAAAAUAAAAUAGGAUGAAAUUUUGAUUUGGUUUUGUUGAGCAGGUCCUUUUUCCUUUUGUUCUAGUGCAGGCUAGUCCCCUCUGUCCUCCUUGGAACUGCAAAUCUUGUACAUACAGUUGUCAUUCUAGAUUUAUCAUCAUCAGAUUCCAGGUCCUA
Molecule: messenger RNA, 2378 nt
Organism: Panicum hallii
Lineage: Eukaryota; Viridiplantae; Streptophyta; Magnoliopsida; Poales; Poaceae
Exons: 3
Coding region: 350-2128 (592 amino acids)
Molecular function (GO): protein binding
Source: RefSeq, a predicted model, not a curated record